Messenger RNA from Drosophila erecta, 1511 nucleotides. RefSeq lists its product as uncharacterized. The transcript has a single exon. Lineage: Eukaryota; Metazoa; Arthropoda; Insecta; Diptera; Drosophilidae. The record is from RefSeq and is a predicted model, not a curated record. Bases 139 to 327 code for a protein of 62 amino acids.
AGCCAAGUCGAAAGGCGAAGCGUUGGCCAGAAAUCAGUUGGGCAACAGCGAGCCAAGGAGCUGGGACGCUCGGCAAAAUCCAGAUAAUAUAGAACCCAAACAAACCAAGGAAAGAGGGACCCUACACUCCACAAAAAUAUGUGCGACUGCGGCUGCUACUCCUACUGUCUGCAAGACAGCUCCUGCUACAGCCACUAUCACUCGCAUUCUCACUUGCACUCGCAUCACUGCUGUGCGGGCUAUAAAUAUUUGAAGUGCCUCUGCCGCUACUAUCGUCAUGGGCACUGCACCUGCUCCUGCUGGCGGCGGAAAUGCUAUCUGCUCUAAGUUGGAUGAGGUCCCUUUCCAGGACAAGGAUGAGGCGGAGAUCCACGCCAAAUGAGGCGCAAGAGUCAGCACCACACAAAUCACAACUCAAACAACGCAAAUCAGCAAAGAAAUCACAAGAUGAAGUCCUUUAAGCAGUUGCAUAACACUUGGCUACAUCCAAUGGAGCAGGAGUGAAAUGGAAAAUGAAAAAUGGUGUGGAAAAUGGAGAACGGAGAAUCAGAAAGGGAGAGCAGCAAACAACUAGCGUGCAUACGGAUCGUAUGUGCAACGUUUUCAGUUGUUGUGUGAGUGUGCAUGUGCUUUUGUCUGUGAGUGCAAAUGGUUCAAGGAUGUGGCUAACAUUGUUAACGACUGCGUUUUGCAUUUUGCAUCUGCAAAAUCCCCAUUCACACCAAACAUACACCUAAGCCCAGUAAAGCAAAUCGUAUUAGUGCCUAAGAAUUACUUUACACCCCACAAUAUAUACUCGAUAAACACCCAGAACACAUCGUUACCGAACUAAAUGCAUUCCGACGUUCAAGUUUAUCGCCAUAUUUGUUACGUUUCCAAUUUAAAAACAAUCUAAAAAUGAAGUUUUACUCCAACACUACUAAACAUAUGCACUCUUCAAUGGCAGGGAAGAAGAAUAUAUAUGGAAAAGUUUAUAAUCUAUUGUGAAUUAAUAUACUAAUGAAUUAAAUUUUCUGCGGAAAUAAACCAAAAUGGGAUUCCCUGUAUUUGGGUUACGUGUUGAGAUUAUCUGUUGCAAAUGUAUAAUUUUUCGUGGAAAACUUUAUGAUUUAUCCAGAAAUACUUGCUCUAAUUAUCUAUUUCAAUCCUAGCUGUUUUCUAAAUUAUAAACCAUAUGCCACGUAAUUUCUACACAGGAUCUACAUUUUUCCCCAUCGUAACCACCUUUUCUGACUUCAUUCAUUCCUAGCUUGGUGUUGGAAUUUUCCGACUGCGUUUUAAAUAUCAACUGAUAACUCAGAAUUAGCGGAAAGGGAUGGGAUCCUAACGGUGACUAAAACUGGAAUGGAGGUGGUAUUGUACAAUUACAAUAUUGUGCAGGGGGGUACAAUUCUGUUGACAUUUUCUUGGCACAUUGUAAAAAUUUGUCGAUUAUUUUAGGGACAGCUUCAAACAACUUUUUUCAAGGAUUAUAAAGCAAAAUAAAAAAAGGCGAAACAUGUACUCUUUAA